AUUUUAGGCCCGUAUAAGUGGUCAAUUUAAGCCCUCUGAUUGGCUGAACCAAAAUUCCAUACCCCAGAUUCCAAAAAAAAAAAAAUUCCAGGAUCCCAGAUACGGUCCGAACCUGAGCAUGUCAGGAGAACCUACUACGCCUCCCGCUACUGCUAUACGACGAUCACGUCGCCGAAAUCUCCAAAACAAGUCCUCGAAUAUAGACGAGACCUCCUCAUCAGUUGUCUCUGAAGAGAUAGAGACCCCAACGCCUUCCGGAGCCAAUCUGAGCUCUACCAAUACCGCCAACAUGGCUUCCACAAACGAACUUACCCCUGAUCUUGCUGAUAUGAUGCGACAAAUGCUUGCUCGCCAGAAUCAGAUGGAACAAGAUAUGCGAGACCGUGAAGCUAGAAUGGAGCUAAAACUGGCAUCUAUCAUCCAGUCUAAUACUCCACAAGCUUCCUUGCCUUCAAAUACAACCCAAGAUACUACACCAAUGGAUAUCCAACCGCCUCUGCGUGAUGCCUCAGACACAAAUAUCAGCAAUGCUAUUGCCCUUGUCCAAGCCGAUGUCGAUACGCUACUGCCUGACCGAUGCCGUGUCAUCUUGACACUGGAUAAUUACGAUGCAUGGAGCUCUGCCAUACAAAAAGAAGCUGGUAUUCUCAAUGCUAUUACAACUCUUCACCAGGACUCUCCUCCUGCUGGAUCAUCUCCACUUGAUGCUGCAGUUUGGCACAGAAAAGCCAUUGUCAUGAGAGCCCGUAUGCUCAAUGCCAUGACAACCCCUGCUUCCGAUAAACUAGGCACCGUAUAUGACCUCUCUGCCCAUGGUCUUUGGGACCGAGCUGCCACACUUUUUGGCAAAUCCACCGGUGAAGAGCGAAUGGGCCCUUACCAUGGAGCUCAAAGAGCUCUAUAUAAAGGAUAACGAUUAUCUCACCUACCAGUCAUCCUUUAAUCGAAUCUUUGACCGCCUACACGCUAUUGGAGAAGAAUCUCUUGAAACACUGAUCACGGGCGCGUCGCGGCCCGAGCAAAUCUAUGAGAACGUCAAGGCAGUUGCUGUCGUCCCGAAGCUGACGCCUGAGAUUCUCGAAAGGAUUGAGCAGGCGACGCAGAAUGCGCCUGCGACCCUGCCUUUGCGCUUUUAGUUUUCUGGCUCCGCUAAUGGAGAUGGUUACAUCUGUGGAAGCCAGACAUGUAGAGGCAGUGGUGGUGGUAGUGGUGGCGGUGAAAUCUGAUGAAUGAAACCAUCACAUAUCAGAAAGUGUCUAUAUCAUUUGUUAGAAACUUCAUGCAAAUCAUCUAAUCCCAUUACUCGCCCGUGAACUAUGUGUUGAAAUAAUAUUUCUUGCGAAAGCUCAGCCCAUACGAGCAUUGGUUGUGGC
Messenger RNA from Monascus purpureus, 1373 nucleotides. NCBI's taxonomy places the organism in Eukaryota, Fungi, Ascomycota, Eurotiomycetes, Eurotiales, Aspergillaceae. The record is from the annotation of a GenBank genome assembly.